Striga asiatica is the source of this 1051-nucleotide messenger RNA. The record is from the annotation of a GenBank genome assembly. Lineage: Eukaryota; Viridiplantae; Streptophyta; Magnoliopsida; Lamiales; Orobanchaceae.
CAAUUUUAUAAUUUCCUAAAAAACGUUUGUCAAAAGUAGGGUUUUUAAAGAAAACAGAAAUCACCGUCGCACAGAAGAAACUCCGAGUGGAAGGUGAGCAUGGCGGGGAAAGGGCAAAAACGAAGGGAAAAGAACUACAGAGCGGCUCAUGGCGGAGGCAACGCUAGACUUCCGCCCCCACCUGAUCCCUCCUCACUCGACGCCGUCCCAUCUAAGCUUCGCAAACUUAUGUCUCUCACAGGAGAUGGGAGACAACCGUUUAAUCGAGCAAAGGGAAAUACAGUAUAUGGUGCCGAUAAGGGGAUUAAUUCAGGGGAAGGGACUGAAUCCAGGAAUCCUGGAAUGAAGAGAAAAAGAAGUAAUUCAAAUUCGAAUGCCACACAAUCAGAAAAACAGGGUGAAUUUCCCCAAAUUAGCGAGAGUGACAAGAAGAAGAAAAAGAAGAGGAAAAUUCAAAAAGCAGACGACCUACGGUUUGAGGCUGCUGACAAACAAGCUGUUGUGGGUUCUCGUAGAAAAGAGCGUAAAAAGCAACACUUGGAAGCAAAAAAGAAAAAACACAAACAAUCCAAAUCCGACGAGGACAUUGAAUUUCCCGGCCGUGAAGAGAUAAAAUUUGGAGACAUAGUUCAAGCACCCCCUAAGUUACUUGCCGUCCCUAAGGCAUUUAAGACGGCCCAAGAUGCUUCGAAAGAGAGGCUACGCCUACAAGCGGUAGAAGCCUACAGGCAACGAAAAAGCUGGGCAUCAAGGCCUGGAGUUACGCUCACUCAGCCUGAGAAUACGGCAUCUUUUUAGUGGGGCCACAUAUGGAAAGAUUAGUUUCCUCUUAUCAUCUGCACGAACACAAUAUGAGCUUUACGUAUGUGAUUGCAUACGGUCGAUGAUACAUUGGGAAAUUCUUAUGUUAGCUAUGCGGUGAGAUGUUGUGGACAUGUUAUCAUCUGUAUGUCUUCUUGGUCCAUUGUCCUUGCAAGAUUGAAAGAUUGUUGACAAUUGACCACCCUAAUAUUCCAAAGCAAGUUAGGUGAUUGACUAUAUUGCGCUUUUU